This is a messenger RNA of Phycodurus eques (leafy seadragon), 2871 nucleotides long. RefSeq names its product chromosome 16 C17orf75 homolog (gene c16h17orf75). Lineage: Eukaryota; Metazoa; Chordata; Actinopteri; Syngnathiformes; Syngnathidae. The transcript is spliced from 10 exons. The record is from RefSeq and is a predicted model, not a curated record. Gene Ontology annotation, cellular component: trans-Golgi network. Bases 184 to 1356 code for a protein of 390 amino acids.
AAUUCACAUUCUCGACAUUAGCAAGUGUUUGUUUACCUUCUCCUUCCGUGACAUUUUGCUUGAGGGCUGCCUCCUCUCUCUCGUCUUUGUUUCUUUAAAAACCCUCGCAACGCUUCACAAAGUGAAGCAUUAGACACCGUCUGUGUGGCCGGCUGCUAGCGUUCUCAGUCCAGAGUUGGGAGCAUGUUUACAUCGCAGACGUCGUCGUUCCAAGAUUCCAUUGAUGUGGAGGAGAAGGACGACUUCGACAGCGAGGAAAUUGCCGCGUACGGCCAGAAGACCCAAUUGAACUGCUAUUAUGCCAUUUAUUUGUACGAGGGCACGAGGUCGGAGACUACCGAGGAAAAUGUGGCUUGGAACCAGAGACGCGCAGACUCCACAACCAGUCAGGAGGACUUUAGCUUGACUCUGAUUGACAGCAGCUUGCCGAUGGAGGCGGAGCCUGAGCUUCGGACGUAUAUCUCAAGGAGGCUGAGCAAAGGAGCCCUGCUCGGAGGCAUGGGCAACAUCGCCACUGUGGAGCUCAGCCUUCCAGAGCAGGCAGUGGGCUGCUACUGCUGCCUCCUGGAGCAGGAAAGAUCUCCAGAGCAACCCGAUGCAGACGGCAACGGACACGUCAUCUGCUUCUUGGGGGGCUCCGAAAAAGGACUCAACUUGUAUAGGCUAGAGCUUGAUAAGUAUGUCCAAGGCUUGCAGAGCAGUCUGCAGACACCCGAGCUGCAAAACCUGGAAACGGAGCUUCGUCCCUAUCUGAGCCGCUGGUACGACGAAUCUGUCAUGCACAUUUACCGUGUGCUGCAGCUGGUCCAGAGUAACAUCAGCUUCCUGCUGCAUGCCGCUUUGAGUCACAAUCACGUGGAGGUCACCAACGCGGACGACAGGACGAAGGCGGACGUGUCCCGGUUCAUCAAAGCGGCCAGCUUGCAGGGCCUGUCGCAGCAAGACUCCACAGCGACCUCCCUCUGCAAGGCCAUGUCAGAGGACGCGCAUUCCCACCUGACCGUCGACUGCGCUGACACGCCGCCCACCCUCACCAACACGGUCAGCAACCGUUUCUGUGAGGACUGGAGUCAGGCCUUUUUGAAAGCCGCAGAACGGGCCAACCCCUUCCUCCUCAGACAGAUCCUGGAAAACUUCAAACUGAAGGCCAUCCAGGACAUGAACAGCCUGAAGCGCUUCGUGCGUCAGGCCGAGAUGAGCCACUACGCUCUGUUUCGCUGCUGCCAGUUCCUGCAGGGCUGCGGGAACGGCGACGUGCUGCUGCAGAAUGCCCGGGCGGAGCACAGCGACUUGCCUGAAGCCUGCCGCAUCAUCGCCGUCCUCGAGGAGUUCCUCAGGGAGCAGUCGCAGGCCUGAUUGCCAUUCAAACACUUGAGUACUGCUCCCAUGUUGCUUCCUGACAUACUAAAUGCAUUUUGGCAGCGGAGUAAAAUUUAUUUACACUAUCUAUAUUACCCUUUAAUGCUCCUGUGAAUGUGAAACUUCAAAAAAGUUAAAAUUUUGUUGUAAAGUAGGAUGUGCAUAAUCUUUAAUUCUUCAGAUGUGUAUAUACUGUAUGAUAACUGAGAUAAUUGACAAAUGUAUCCAAUUUAGGAAUUCCUUUCUUAAGAUAAGAAUUGUUAUCUUAAGAUUUUUGUUUAUUUUAUUUAUAUUGAAUUUCAUUGUGAAACCAAUUUUGCACAUUUUUUUCAACACACUACUAAUAUACAGGGUGUCCCAAAAAUGUUAGAUCAUUCCAGAGUUUAAUGACAAAUACGUCUGACUCAAAUGAUCGCAAAUUCUAACAAGAUGAUUGACGUUUUUAAAAAGAAAAAAAAAAAAGCAUUUUUCUUUCUCUUAAUUUAAAACAGUUGCCAGGAUUUAGUGAUGGGCAAAUGAUACAGCUUUGGUUUGGCGCCAUACUAGCUAUAUAUAAAUAUUUGAAGAGUGCGAGUAAAUAAACCCUUAAGCAACAUGUAACCUUUAAUAUAAAUUGCAUUUAUUCUUUGGGUUAGUCUGGAAUGUGUUUUAAAGUAUGGGGGAAUCGCAUCAGCAUAUUUUAUUGUAAUGAUGAUAUAAUAAUUAUUUGGAAUGAAUGAACAAAACACUUGAAUGACCAUAACAGACUUCAGAACUUUCAUUGCUGUCAUGGGAAACGGUGCAAAUGCUUCAGUCUAGCUCUUUAGAGGUUGCUGUGGCUUCAGUUGUCCACCAGAUGGUAGUCUUAAGUUUUGAAUCUUUUUCGGCACAAUUGUUGGGAAAGCCUCAUUGCUUCACUUGCCCACCACUACCAGGAUUCUUAAAAAAAUUUCUUUGACAUGAUUUUAUCAAAACCCGUUAAGGUUAAAGAAUUACACCAGUCUUAUCCACUGGAACCCACAUUUUUUGGUCGGCUGUUCUGUAUCAUGCAUAUGAGCCGCUGCUCACUCUGAUGCAGAGUAUGACUUUUAUUACCAUGACAACAGUGGGCGGAGCUUAGGUUUUGUCAACAACUCCAUUUAAUGUAAAGCAGCCCCAAAGUCUAAAGAGAAAAGCAAGCCUCCAUAAAGAAAGCAUAAUUUGUAUUUUUGAUUGUGGAGGCAGUCCUUUAUCAUUAAAUUUUGUAUCUUUACAACAUGAAUCCUACUUAAUUUUGCUUGCUUAUAUCAGUACUCAAAGAAAAAAAUUUUUUUUGAGACACCCUGUUAUUUUAAAACUUGCAUGUGAUUGCAGUUAAAGGUCUUUUUGAAAACUAAGAUGUCUGUGCAUGUUACAAAUCUAUGUGCACAAAAAAAAGGUGACAAAUUUCACACCGCACUAGUUCAAUUGUGAAAUGUGAUUGUGUUCUGUGAAUCUACACUAUGACAUGUAAAUUAAGUAUGGAUGGAUGUGUAAUAAACAUCACGUGAUCCA